Molecule: messenger RNA, 1466 nt
Organism: Diospyros lotus (date-plum)
Lineage: Eukaryota; Viridiplantae; Streptophyta; Magnoliopsida; Ericales; Ebenaceae
Exons: 3
Coding region: 260-1264 (334 amino acids)
Source: RefSeq, a predicted model, not a curated record
GUGUUGCUGCCGAACAGGAAGAGUCUUUAAGACUCUUCAAGUACCUCUCUCUCUCUCUCUCCCCCUCCCUCUCACGCACAUGCGUAUUGCGCGCACCAUGCUCACUGGAGAAUUCACGGCCCGGUGUGCGGGCACUGUGAGGUUUGGAGCGGCAAAAGCCUAAGCCACAAAAUUCUACUACUUACUUCUCAAUCACUCCGAUUCCAAUUCCAAUUCCAAUUCAUCCCCAAUCUGCGGAUUUUCACUGUCAUUUUCGCAAAUGCUCUGUUCAAUCUCGGCCGGCAAGUCCGGUUCCAAGUGGCUGGACCGGCUUCGGUCAUCCAAGGGUUUUCCGUCCGGCGACGGCCUCGAUCUCGAGCAAUUCCUUAUCCACCACAACUCUCACCUAUCGAAUACUUCAGACGAUGAUCUCUCUAUUUCCGAUCCCAACAGCGGCCCCAAAUUGGGCGAACAGCUAGUUCCCGAUGACAAGCGAAAGGCGGAGACUCCUCGAGAAAACGGAGAGAGCGAAUGGUUCGGCGUAAUGAGCAAUGUCCUCGCUGAGCUGUUCAACAUGGGAGAUGGGAGCAAUUUACAGAGAAUUAAUGCGAAAAAGAGCUCGCGUAAGCAAGCAAACCCUAAAAUUUGCCUUCAUCCGACAUCGUCAAGUGAGAACGGUGAUGGGAUUUUACCCCGUAAUGAUGAGAACAGCCUUUUGGAGAAGAAGGGGGCGAGUGAUCCAAUAAGGUUACCGAAGGAACAAAAUGUUGGUAUUGGUAUCGAUGUUGAUCUCAGUUCUGCGGAUGGUGAAGAGGAUGAGAAUUGUCGUGCUGAUCUUGCUGGGUUCUCACGCACCGAAGUGACUGUGAUAGACACCAGCUAUUCGUCGUGGAAGUGCGAGAAGUUGUUAUUCAGAAGGAAGAACGUGUGGAGGGUUCGCGAGAACAAGACUAAGUCAACGAACACUGGGAUGAAGAAGAGGAAACUGAACCCAUUGGAGGAUGAAAGUGCCGGUAGAGUGAAGAAACUAAAGCAGUGCAGUUCUUCCAAGGAUGCCAAUGGUGAAGACCGCGUGAUGACAUCGAAUAAUAUAGAUCUGCAGAGUGACAAAAUGAAGAAAAACCAUAAAGAGACACCAGAUAUUCUCGGACAAGUUCCUAAAAAAAGGCAAGGGGACUUGUUUGUGACGUGCCCCAGGAAAUCAAAAAAGCCCGGCUCAUCUGUUAUUCUUAUAAAGAGCAUUCCUGCCAGUAAGAAAGAUGGGUCAAAAUCCCAUAAGAAGUAAGAGCUGUCUCAAGUUAAUUCCCAAACAGUAUAAGGAUUGACAAUUAAGAUAUUGGGGAAGCAGUCCAUUAUCUGCAAACAACUAUACCUUCGAUGGCCUAGGCAGAGCCUUCUAUUUUCUUUUGUUCAAAGUUUUAAUAUGUAGGUAAGUGUUUGAAUGCUUAAAUAUUAUAUCAACUCAAUUAUUCGAAGAAUUCUGAUUU